Messenger RNA from Abrus precatorius (Indian licorice), 2289 nucleotides. Its product is annotated as pre-mRNA-processing factor 17. Gene Ontology annotation, biological process: mRNA splicing, via spliceosome. The record is from RefSeq and is a predicted model, not a curated record. Gene Ontology annotation, cellular component: catalytic step 2 spliceosome. The transcript is spliced from 2 exons. Bases 143 to 1903 code for a protein of 586 amino acids. Lineage: Eukaryota; Viridiplantae; Streptophyta; Magnoliopsida; Fabales; Fabaceae. Gene Ontology annotation, molecular function: protein binding; mRNA binding.
AAACGAGGAGCCAAUAAGCACUCAGCUGCAAUUGCAAAAGCUCUUCAUACUUCCCACUCAAUCGCUGCCAUAAUCGUUUAAUUGUUAUAUUGACCCAAUCACACCCUACAGAAACCCCUUCUUCCUCUCAUUAUUCUCCACAAUGGAUCUACUUCACCAAUAUGCAGACGACCAAAACGACGACGAUCCAAACUCCCCAAUUAAAAACCCUAACUCCCCGGAACCCUCCCCACCGCGCCUCCUCUCAGGUCGUUCCGGCGCCCCCAAAGUAGACGACACCAUGCUGGCCCUUACCGUCACCUCCACCUCAGCCCUCUCCAAGCCCAUCGACCCAACCCAACACGCCGUGGGCUUCAACCCCACCUAUGACCAGCUUUGGGCCCCCAUCCAGGGCCCGGCUCACCCCUACGCCAAGGACGGCAUCGCCCAAGGGAUGCGCAACCACAAGCUCGGCUUCGUCGAAGACGCUGCAAUCGAACCCUUCCUCUUCGACGAGCAGUACAACACCUUCCACAAGUUUGGCUACGCCGCCGACCCCUCCGCCUCCGCCGGCGUCAAUUAUGUCGGCGACCUCGAUGCCCUUCGUGACAACAACGCUAUCUCUGUCUACAACAUCCCCCGCCACGAGCAGAAGAAGCGCAGAAUCGAGCUCAAGAGGAAGAAGGAGGAAGAGAACGACGAAGACAACAAUGACGAUGGUGGCGAAGAGAUUGAAAACCCGGCCACUGAAUCGUGGUUAUUGAAGAAUAAGAAGAGUCCCUGGGCGGGGAAGAAGGAAGGGUUGCAGGGAGAGUUGACAGAGGAGCAGAAGAAGUACGCGGAGGAGUAUGCGAAGAAGAAAGGGGAAGAGAAGAGUGGUUUUGGAGGGGAAAAAACUGAGGUUGUUAAAGAUAAGAGUACUUUUCAUGGAAAAGAGGAAAGGGAUUAUCAGGGUAGGUCUUGGAUUGCACCUCCUAAGGAUGCAAAGGCUAGUAAUGAUCAUUGUUAUAUACCUAAGAGAUUGGUUCAUACGUGGAGUGGACAUACCAAAGGAGUUUCUGCUAUUCGGUUUUUCCCUAAGUAUGGUCAUUUGAUUCUGUCUGCGAGCAUGGAUACAAAGGUUAAAAUUUGGGAUGUUUUCAAUUCUGGCAAGUGUAUGAGGACUUACAUGGGACACUCUAAAGCUGUUAGGGAUAUUUGUUUUAGCAAUGAUGGCACUAAGUUUUUGAGUGCUGGGUAUGACAAGAAUAUCAAGUAUUGGGAUACAGAAACGGGGCAAGUGAUAUCUACUUUUGCCACCGGGAAAAUCCCUUAUGUUGUGAAGCUUAAUCCCGAUGAGGAUAAGCAGAAUGUUCUGUUGGCUGGUAUGAGUGAUAAGAAGAUUGUUCAGUGGGAUAUGAAUACUGGGCAGAUAACUCAGGAGUAUGAUCAGCAUUUGGGGGCUGUGAAUACCAUUACGUUUGUGGAUAACAACAGAAGGUUUGUUACUUCCAGUGAUGAUAAGUCCCUUAGGGUUUGGGAAUUCGGUAUUCCUGUGGUUAUAAAGUAUAUUAGUGAGCCCCACAUGCACUCUAUGCCAUCCAUUUCGCUUCACCCCAAUGCCAAUUGGCUUGCUGCACAGAGCUUGGAUAACCAGAUACUUAUUUAUAGCACCAGGGAGAAGUUCCAACUUAACAAAAAGAAGAGAUUUGCUGGACAUAUUGUGGCCGGAUAUGCAUGUCAAGUCAAUUUUUCGCCAGAUGGACGCUUUGUUAUGUCUGGAGAUGGUGAGGGUAAGUGUUGGUUCUGGGAUUGGAAGAGUUGCAAAGUCUUCAGAACUCUCAAGUGUCAUGAAGGUGUUUGCAUUGGUUGUGAGUGGCAUCCCCUGGAACAGAGCAAGGUAGCGACAUGUGGCUGGGAUGGGAUGAUAAAGUACUGGGACUAGUUUCUCCUUACCAAUGGUGCCUGUUGCUAGAAUCAGUUGGCCGAAGCAGGCUAGAGAAAGGCACUGCUUGACAACAAAAGGAGUAGCAACAUAUUGAAUUCAUGUGUAUACGGUCUUCCUUGGUUAAAAUUUCGAUGGCAUUAAUUGAAGAUUAUCAUGAGAUUUCUCCGCACUGAUCAUGAUAUUGUCAUCAAGUGUUACGUGCUAAUUGCAUUGUUGUAGUAGUUGAAGACAGAAAAAUUUUGCCAUGUUUUUAAGAGAUUUUUGUAUAAUAGCCAUUUUAAAGUUAGAUAUUAAUCUCUUGUGAGAAUUUCGAUCUCAUGUUGCAGUUUAAUUUUAUUACAUUUUAUGCAGGUAUUAUAAUGCUGUGCUGGUUGCUCCUAUGG